GGUGGAAAAGACGCUGAGAUAGAAAUGAUUGAAUAAUUGAUUUAAUUCUAAUCAAUCAAACUGAUUGAUCCAGUGUUUGACUCAAAGUGAUUCAAACUUUAUUUUCCAGUUUGUGUGUGUUAGCUGAACCUGCGCUGAGGUUGUGUGUGAUCUAUGUGCUGUAUGUCUGUCCGUCUGACAGUCUGAGGCUCAGACCGAGGAUCAGUGUGCGGGCUGUCCGGGUUCCUUCAGCAGCUUCGGACUGGACUUGAACCUGAGACCUGGUCGUGUUCUAGUCCCGAGGAGGACUGGUCUUCCUGCUGGUCCUGGUUUUUCUCACACUGUUCUGCUGGUCUGAACAUGUCCCUGUUCCUGCUGCUGUGAUUCCGCAUCUCAGAUUUUGAUCCUCAGUCCGGUCUCUGCUCGUUAAAACCUCCCUGUCUCUGGAGAAAUGUCAGCUGUCAGCCCGGACCAGAUCCAGACCGGGGAGCAGAACCGAACCGGGGCCGAGCCGGAGCAGCAGGACACCGGGAUCCUGCAGCCGCAGACCGUGUUCGUCAUCCUGGACUCGGCUGAAACACUCAAUCUGGUCCGGGUGGAGUCUGGGAUCGUCGCUGACAUCGAGGUGGACAGUUUGCUGCCCUCAGGCUGCGACACCUUCUACCAGAUCAAGAGUCAGCCAAUCAGCAUCAGUUCGUCAGCAGCAGCUUCCUCCUCUUCCUCCUCGUCAUCCUCUCUGCCAUCAGUCAUGUCGUCCAGGGUUUUGAUGCGUCAGGACCUGAUGCGUCAGCAGGCUCUGGAGGAGGAGCAGAAGGAGGCGCAGCAGCAGCUCCUCCGCUCAGCCGACUCCUCUUCCCCCAUCUCUGUGUCUGUGUCGUCCUCCUGCAGACCUCCUGCUCAGGUCCCUGUGGAGGUGCUCAAGGUGCAGACUCACCUGGAGAACCCCACCAGGUAUCACAUCCAGCAGGCUCAGAGGCAGCAGGUGCGUCAGUACCUCUCCACCAAGACAGCCAAUCAGGAGCCAGCUGGACCAUCGCCAAGCCACUCCCCCCAGCUAGGCUCCGCCCCCGGACUACAGCCAUCAGACGGCAAACAGGAAAUGGAGGAGACUGUCAUUGAUGACAUCAUCAGCCUGGAGUCAAGUCUGAAUGAUGAAUUUCUGACACUGAUCGACUCUGGACUGCAGCUCGCCAACACGCUGCCAGUGUCAGGGACCAUGCUGGACAUGUACGGUGGCAGCGGAGGGAUGGCCACGCCCACCAUCACCGUUAGCAACAGCUGCCCGGCCGAGCUGCACGCCGUCAAGAGAGAGCUGAGCGAUGUGGAAACUAAAGCUCUGAUCAAAGAGAGACAGAAGAAGGACAACCACAACCUCAUCGAGAGGAGGAGGAGGUUCAACAUCAACGAUCGGAUCAAAGAACUCGGAGCACUCAUCCCCAAAUCCACCGACCUGGAGAUGAGGUGGAACAAAGGGACGAUCCUGAAGGCGUCGGUGGAUUACAUUCGCAAAUUGCAGAAAGAACAGCAGAGAGCCCGAGAGAUGGAGGAGAGACAGAGGAGGCUGGAGAACACCAACCGCUCCCUGCUGCUCCGCAUUCAGGAGCUGGAGCUUCAGGCUCGUUUCCAUGGCCUCUCCUCCUCCUCCUCACCUCCUCCCACCUCCUCCUCCUCCUCUCUGGACCCCCAAACCCUGCUCUCCCCCACAUUGCCUCACCCCUUCUCCUCCUCCUCCCCCUCCCUAGCGACUCCCUCCCUGGGCCUGGACGCCCUGAGCUUCGUGGAGCUGGAUGAGCCUCGGGGAGCCUCCACCGUCUUCUCCCCGGACCUGAUGUCCGAUGUGGGGCUGACGGAGCUUCACGUCCUGGGAGACAUCCUGAUGGAGGCGGAGGGAGGAGGGGGAGGAGGAGUGAUGUCCGAUCCCCUGCUGUCCUGCGGAGCCUCAAAGACCAGCAGCCGGAGGAGCAGCUUCAGCAUGGACGAGGACCUCUGAUGACAUCACCACAGGGAGGAGGCGGGACUCUGACCUCUGAUGACAUCAUUACAGGCAGGAGGCGGGACUCUGACCUCUGAUGACAUCAUCACAGGCAGGAGGCGGGACUUGGAGGAGCCAGGAGUGUUUUGUUGUUUUUUUUAAUCAUUUCAUGGAAAUAUUUGUAAUCUGUGACAUCAUCAAAACAAACAACUCACAAAAGUGAUGUCACAGGGGACAACUGUCACCAUGGUAACCGCAGAAUCAUCACCCAUAACCAAGACAACUGCUUUCUCCUACAGUGUAACCAUGGUAACGGUUAUGUCCCUGUGUGUAACAGCAGUAAAAACUGUGUCAUCUGUUGUCACCACGGUAACCACUAAGUUCUCCAGGGUCACCAUGGUAACAGCUGUGUUCAAUAACUCUCAAUCAGUUCAGUGAAAAUGAAAAAUCAGUUUUAGAUUUUCAGUUUUUUUAAAUCCGAAUUUGUUUUAGUGCCGAAAGAAAAAGAUCUGAGUUAUUUUCAGGAUAAAAGCAGUUCAUCAUCAGCGAAGAAUUGUUGUUUUAAUUUUAAUGUUUCUGCAGCAAUGAAGAAAAAACAAGAACAAUUGUUUCCUUUGAUGUCACAAAAGAUUCUCAUCCAGAAUUUUUCACAGUUGGUCUUAAAUCUCAACCAAACCUCCUCUCAUUGGCUGGGCUGAAUCAGCGUUUGACCAAUCAGUGACCUGCAGAACUGUCAGCUGUGUCCUGAUUGGUCCUGGUCCUUGAGACUCUGCUGGGUCCUAAUGUCCUCCAGAUGGUGUGGACGACCUCUCCCACCUGGGACAGAAAAGAAACUGAAGAACAGGAGGAAAAACUAAACAUAAAAUUUGUUGAAAAUCAUCCAAAUCCCUGAUGAAGUAUUUUUUGAUGUUUUCUAAAAUGGCGACUCAGUAAAAUGAAACUUUUUGAUGCAAAGUCAAAACUCAGACUUAUUUGAUCAGUUUGACUUUAAAAGUCUGAUUUAUGGUCUCAUCAUUGUGACUCUUUUCUCUCCCGGCUGCAGAGGUCGUUCUCACAGAUUUCUUUAAAUCACCUGAGCUGAUGUUUUCAUGAUUGUUUCACUGAGAGAAAAUCAGUCUGUUUAAACGUGUUCAUAUGUAGCUCUCCUCAAGUCAGAGCCACACCUGACCACGCCUCCAUCUGUGAUGUCACAGCAGGCAUCUCACCUGUUUACUGCUGAAACAUUUCACCUGCUGUGAACAGGUUAACCAGUAGGGGGCGCAGUCAGAGCUGCAGACCUGGAGACGCAGCUCAGUCCUGUAAAUACAAACUUUGAUCAUAAAGACAAGAAUCUAGAAUCACUGUGCUGGAAACUCUGAGGAGAAACGUAGAGGAGCUCACCUGAGGUUCAUUAUUCACUCAUUUUAUUACUGACGCAUGUGUUUCCUGUUUGACAUGAGCUUCGGAGGAAACAAAAGGGAAACUGUCCACCAUCAUCAUCAUCAUCAUCAUCAUCUCCUUUGGCCUCAGUUAAAGGACGAUAACGAUGUUUUUACAGUCUGCAGAUUGUUUCUGGAGUUUGUCGGUUCAUCGUUCAUUUUCCAGGCAGCUGCUGAUUUCAGUCUGUUUCUCUGAGAGAUCAGAAACUUCUCUGUCUGUUUUUUAAAUCUGCCCCUGUUCAGAUGUGAGAUUUGAGAGCUUCACUGUUUGAUUGUGUUUCCUCUCCAGCUCUGCAGCCUCUGUUUCCUCUGAGCUUUAUUCUGAAAGGAUGUCAGAGAUGAUGAUAUUCUCAGGAGGGGGAGUCACACUGGAUCUAAAGAUAGAGUAACAGUUUAAACCAAACUGUAUUAAUAUAAUAAUGAUCAGUUUUCCCAUACAGUUACAGAAACCUGAGUCUGUGCAGGUUUUAUUUUGAAACAUUAAACCGAGGUCAGGACAGGAAGCCAUAAACACGAUGUCUGUCUGUUACAUGAAAUGAUGUUGGUGAUGUGACCCUGGUUACCAUAGCAACAGCAGUUGUCCAUCAUCAUCAUCAGGUUUUUUUUUUAAAAGGGAUUAAUGUCUGUGUUUUAUUAAUGUUCUGAUUUAUUCAUCAUGUUAACGUCUGAAUAUGAUCUGUGUUUUUAUAAAAUCUUUAUGUUUCAGAUUCAAACUUUUAUAUAGAAAUAAAGUCACUGAAGAGAAAA
Molecule: messenger RNA, 4116 nt
Organism: Lates calcarifer (barramundi perch)
Lineage: Eukaryota; Metazoa; Chordata; Actinopteri; Centropomidae
Gene: tfe3a
Product: transcription factor binding to IGHM enhancer 3a
Exons: 11
Coding region: 431-1969 (512 amino acids)
Biological process (GO): regulation of transcription by RNA polymerase II
Cellular component (GO): nucleus
Molecular function (GO): DNA-binding transcription factor activity, RNA polymerase II-specific; protein dimerization activity; RNA polymerase II cis-regulatory region sequence-specific DNA binding
Source: RefSeq, a predicted model, not a curated record